AUGGCAGCCAAGGGUGGGCCACCCCUUGGUAGAAGAAGUACCCUCAGCCGAGCACCUUCUUUGCGACGAAAGCACGGUCGCCCGGUAAGCAUCGAGGACGUACUGGAAUCCAAAGACCGCAUCCACCGAGUUUCCGAGGCUUCAGAUCCUGCAAUGGGCUCAACAGCUGGGGAAGUCUCCCCAGAAUGGUAUACCUACACUGGAGGUGAUCCCCGUCCUGAGGCAACGAACCGCGGCGAGGACAAGCCAGGUCAGGUCACCAGCGAGCCAAGUGACACCACCAGGAAACCCAGUUCAGGAGAAGACCUAGCUACCCCGGAGGAGCCCAAGCCCACAUCUGGUGCUCCGUGUGAUGAUCAGCAUGUUCCAAAGACAGACACGGCCGGUGCCUCUCCUGCGACGCAGACCAGAGACCCAUCGCCAACUCGCCCCGUCGCAGAGCAGAAGAGCGAAGAUGAGACUCACACUUCCGAGGCAGGCAGACCUCCAGUGCUGAGAUUUGCUGAAACCCCUCAACCUCGUCCUCAUUCCUUCCACAGUCCUCCAAUUCAUAGCCGUCCCAUUCACAGCCCUCCCUUUCAUAGCCCCCCCUUUCACAGCCCGACGGGACAGUUCGCGCAGCCGCACCCUCACGGGCCAAUGCCGAUGCCGCAAUACAUACCUAUCUUCCCCCCCCAACCGCCGCCACCAUUGCCACCAAUGUCUCCUCCAGUCUUUGGGAUGCCACAUUCGCCUCCGCCUCCGCCUGAUGGCCAGAUCUCCCGCCUCGAGCCCCGCUGCCUGAGUGGCUAUGAGCUUUUGGCGGCUGGAAUCGCUGGAGACCUCGAGUCCGAGCCGCCUGUCCCGGCCAUAUACCGGAGAUUUAACUGUCUCAUGCAGCAAAUCUUGCUUGACAUGAGCGCUGAGCUGGAGCAACUCGAAGGGAAGAUGCAGCACCUUAACCAACUCGACAGCAACAGCCGUAGCUACCGAGAGGGAUUUCUGCCGGCCUCUCACCGACUCGAAGAGUCGAACCCAAACGAAGUGACGACGGCGCGUAAGCAACUCCGAGAACACAUUCGCUACAAGAUGAAUCAGUAUGCUGCGCAGGUGGAGGUGUACAAGAAAAUGAACAAUACCAGAGAUGCAAGGCCAGAAGAGGUCCACGAGUACAGGUCCUUUCUUGCUGCCCAUUCGCCGGUGGUCCCGGACGAGAUGCGCUUCCUCAACCAGACGGGCGACCUGAUGUGCCUGUCUGACGCGCCGUACUACCCCGACGACGACAGCGCCAGCGACCACCAGCCGCCCGCCCGACGCCGAACGCCGCCGCUCCUCGAAGCGCCAUCUGUCCCCAAUACCAGCAGCAGCGUUAGUGCGCUGGAUCAGGCGCGAGAGUACACGGCGGCGUCGGCGGCUCCGGCUCCGGCGCGGCCCAGCAACGCUGUCAAGCGCGUGCGGCCACUGAACCCGGUCAAGCUGCGACACAUGACUGUGGGCAUUUGUAUGGCAAUUGUCCUCCCAAUUCUCAGCUUUCCCGUCAUUGGGGGGUUCGUGAGCCGCAUGACGGUCGUAGCGCUCGUGGCCCUGGGCAUGGCCGUGGUGGGUGUGCAGGCGGGCGCGUACGAUGUGCUUGCUGGGCGGGCGACUCCUGUGGAUGGCGCCGUUGCAUUGGGAAUUUAUUUGGGAUUCAUGACGAUUGUGGCAGCCACAUUUGGAUGA
Messenger RNA from Beauveria bassiana ARSEF 2860, 1698 nucleotides. RefSeq lists its product as uncharacterized. The transcript has 2 exons. Bases 1 to 1698 code for a protein of 565 amino acids. The record is from RefSeq and is a predicted model, not a curated record. Lineage: Eukaryota; Fungi; Ascomycota; Sordariomycetes; Hypocreales; Cordycipitaceae.